AUAUCCAUUACACCCUCAUUUAUGUACGUAAUGUUUAUCACUCGGUCGACGCGACAAGCGGGAUCGGAGAAGAGUCGUCGGUGACGUUAUUCACAGAAUGCAAAUAAUUGUUCUUAUCGCUUGUCACAAUCCGAUAUCCCCUCCAACAUACGACAUCACAUUGUUGGAAUACGAUUUUUAAUAAUAUUUAUAAAAGUAUAUAACAUUAUAUUUUUUUCAUUACGAAUAUAUCAAUAUCUACGACGAUAAGGUUAUAGGGCAAAAAUUAUUUCUAACUUUGUCCUUUAAGUUUGAACGAUGAUACGUAAGGUAUUCACGAUUUCCUUGCGAAAGUGCGCAGCGAGUGACAGAUUCUUAACAAGUGCAAUUGCAUGCAAUUUGAAAAAAUGCGACCGUGGGUUUUGUCAAACGAUCAUCGAAGAAAAUCGUUCACCGUUGAACGGAAUACGAGUUCUGGAUCUGACAAGGAUCGUGGCCGGUCCCUAUUGUACGAUGAUCCUCGGAGAUCUCGGUGCGGAGAUCUUGAAGAUCGAACGACCCGGCGAUGGAGACGAGGCGCGCAAGUGGGGUCCGCCGUUCUUCGAGGGAACGCAAGAAUCAACCUACUUUAUGAGCGUGAAUAGAAAUAAGAAAAGCGUUUGUAUCGACCUGAAGAGAGGUAAAGAUAUUAUUUACGACCUGGCGCAGACAUGCGAUGUCUUAGUGGAAAAUUAUGUACCAGGGAAAUUGAACAGUAUAGGCUUAGGAUACGAAGACAUAGCCAAGAUAGCACCACGUCUUAUAUACUGUUCGUUAACUGGCUACGGAUUCCAAGGACCUUAUGCAAAUAGACCUGGUUAUGACGUUAUUGCAGCUUCCUUAGGCGGACUUUUGCACAUUACCGGCCCCAAAGAUGGACCACCGUGCAAGGUUGGCGUAGCAAUGACAGAUUUAGCAAUGGGUUUAUACGCUCAUGGAGCAAUUAUGGCAGCUUUACUACAAAGAUCAAAAAUCAACAAAGGCCAGUGGAUACAAUGUAAUCUUUUGUCAACUCAAGUUGCAAGUUUGAUUAAUAUUGCUUCAAAUUACUUAAAUGGAAAUAAGGAAGCUACAAGAUGGGGAUCUGAACACGAGAGCAUAGUUCCUUACGAAGCUUUCCCGACAAAGGAUGGAUAUAUGACAGUGGGAGCGGGUAGCGAUUUGCAAUUUCUAGAGUUAAUUAAAAGACUACAACUAUCAGAACUUAUUAAUAAUAACAAAUUUAAGAAUAAUACUGCUAGAGUUAAGAAUAGAAUGGAAUUGCUUCAAAUUCUUAGAAAUGUAUUUAAAAGGAAAACGAAUCAAGAAUGGUCUGCGAUAUUUGAAGGUGCUUCAUUUCCUUAUGGAGCAGUAAACACCAUAAAAGAAGUAUUUGAUGAUCCCCAUGUAAAAUAUAUAAAGUUGGUUCAAGAGUUAGAUCAUCCAGUUACAGGCAAAGUGAAACUCGUUGGACCACCUGUGACAUAUAGCUAUGCUACCAAUACAGUGAGAUUAUCCCCACCAAUAUUGGGACAACAUACAUCAGAAGUUUUAAAAAACAUAUUAAAAUAUUCAGAUGAUAAAAUAAAAAAUUUAAUAGCACAGAAAAUUGUGCAAUAAUUAAUAAAUAUUUAAUUCUCUCUAUAAGUUUGAUAUGUAACACUCAAAUAUCAAUUUUAUAAUAAUGUU
Molecule: messenger RNA, 1686 nt
Organism: Camponotus floridanus (Florida carpenter ant)
Lineage: Eukaryota; Metazoa; Arthropoda; Insecta; Hymenoptera; Formicidae
Product: succinate--hydroxymethylglutarate CoA-transferase
Exons: 2
Coding region: 298-1617 (439 amino acids)
Molecular function (GO): catalytic activity
Source: RefSeq, a predicted model, not a curated record